UUGAUCCAGUGUUGGGCCUGCCCCUUGACAGAUGCUUUCAGGCAGAGGAGAUGGAGUUCAGGGGCAUAGCACUGGGUACCUUGUCAGUGCCUUUUCAGGUAUUUGGGAGGCUGCGCUGCCUGUGCUACAGAUUCUCCAGGAGGGACUUGAGAAUCACAGGGACAGGAGACUUCCCCUCGGCUUGUUUUAACAAAGAAUUCUGGAAUUAACCUUGUGGAAGAGAGUGAGGAACUGUGAGGCCAACAACCUGGAGACAAUGUGAUUUUCCCUGAGAGCAACUAAAAAUGGGAAAGUAGAGAAGAUCCUAAGAUGCAUACCAAAGCAGCCAUCAACACUGGAUGAAAUUCUGAAAGUAAAAACCAAAUGAAGAAAAGGUGCAAUGGUCUGAGUAGAUUGAUGUGACCAUCUUAGGUUUUUUAAAAAGACAUGUACAGAAGGUGGAAGCAAGAGCAGCUGGGACCUUCAAGUCAAAUUCCCAUGGGAUGACAUUCUGUGUGUCCUGAAACCAAGGUUCUCCCAACUUCUGACGAGUCAGUGCAGACUUGCUGCCUGUUGUGCCAUCGGGAGCGCAAAGACUGGGGAGGCCCUUCCCACAAUGGGGAGAGGCUCCCACCUGACUUUGUGCCAACGAUCGUGCAGAACCUGCUGGGAGAGAUGCCUCUAUGGAUCUGCCAGAGCUGCCGAAAGAGUGUGGAGGAUGAGGAAAGGAAGGCCCUUCAAGAACAGUCCCUGGCGGUCUCAUUAUCACACACGUCGUGCAAGUCACAGUCUUGUGGGGGUGGCUCCCACUCCUCUUCCUCUUCUUCUUCCUCGUCAUCAUCGUCCUCCUCCUCAUGCCAUGGGAACUCAGGGGACUGGGAUCCCAGCUCGUUCCUGUCUGCACACAAACUCUCAGGCCUCUGGAACUCCCAGCAGGCUGGCGGUACCAUGCAGGGCCCCUCGAUUGGGGGCCCUCCUGCUACACCUGGUGAGGCCUUCCACUCCUCUGAACAUCACCGGCACUCAGACCUCACCGCCCCCCCCAACAGUCCCACUGGCCAUCCCCAACCACCAGCAUCACUGAUCUCUGCUCACCCAGGACCCUUUGGAUCUCCACCCCAUGCCCACCUAACCCCUACUGCCCAGGCAGCAUCUUUCCCCACACCUGUCCCCAACAAUCAUGCUCCAGUGCCCAAGACACCUUCAGAGUCACCUGCCGCUGCUGCUGCCAUUGCUGCCCCACAUAGCCCAGCACCAUGUAAGAGCCCUCACCUAUCCUCUGCCAACAUGCCGCUUCUGAAGAUGCCUCCUCCACUCUCAGGGUGUAAUCACCCCUGCAACGGGCACUGCACGGGGUCUCUGGUCCCUCAAGCUGCCUCACAUCAGCUUCCCAGCACUAACAGAGACCCUGGAUGCAAGGGGCACAAGUUUACAAAUGGUACUGGCUGCCACCCGCCACAGUCAUGUGAUGCAGAUGAGGGGCUGGGAGAGGAUGAGGACAGCAGCUCAGAACGAAGCUCCUGCACCUCAUCCUCCACCACUCAGAAAGAUGGGAAAUUCUGUGACUGCUGCUACUGCGAGUUCUUUGGACACAACGCGCCCCCUGCUGCCCCGACCAGUCGCAACUAUGCUGAGAUCCGAGAGAAGCUGCGCUCACGGCUGACCAAGAGGAAAGAGGAGCUGCCCCAGAAGAUGGGCCUGGCAGGGAGUGGCCCAGGCGAACCAGCUGUGGACCAUCGGGAUGUGGAUGAACUGCUGGACUACAUCAACAGUACUGAACCCAAACCCCUCAACACUGCCAAGGCAGCCAAGCGAGCCCGUCACAAACUGAAGAAGAAGGAGAAGGAGAAAGCCCAGCUGGAAGCUGAGGGCUCUAAGCGUGCUGAUCGCAGCUCCAUGGCUGGUCGGGGUGCAGAACCAUCAGGGGAGAAGCUCUUGGAGUGGCCCCAGCUUGAACUGGAGCGGGUCAACAGCUUUUUGACCAGUCGCUUGCAGGAGAUCAAGAAUACCAUCAAGGAGUCCAUCCGAGCCAGCUUCAGUGUUUAUGACCUUAAUCUGGAUGUGAAUGACUUUCCUAAGAAGGCAGCCAUGCUAGAGCAGAGGGACCUGCUUUCCCGCCUCAAUGGCUCAUCUGACCUGCAGGAGAUUGGCCUAGAUCUCUCACCUUUGACUUUGGGUUCCUCCCAGAACCACACACUACACUCCCCCAGUGAUCUGGGCCCACCCCAGGAUGAGAGAGUGCCUCUUCCCCCACCUCCCACCACUGAGAAUGGGCUGCUUAAAAGACUUAGUGCUGUGCCCAACCUUUCCCGGAUGAUCUGGGUUCAGUCCCCAAAGGCUGCUGACACAGCCCCUGAAGGGCUGGGCCGGAAUGUGAAGGAUGCAGUCUCCAUCAAUGGGCCUGAGCUCCCUGAGCCGCCACCUGGAGGAGGGGGUAGGCAAAAGAAGAAUAAGAGGCAGAACAGUCAGGCCAAGAAGAGCGAGACAUAUGUAGUACCUGGGCAUCAGGCCAAGCUGGAGAGUCCCCCAACCAAGGGACAGGCUUCAGGAGCCAGGCAACCUGCCAAGGGCCCGGAGACCCCAGAAGGGCCCCGGGGGAGCCGGUCAGGACAGAACUGGACUUGGAGCGCCAAGGCUGAGAAAGGAAGCUUGUGGAGAAGCCGGAAGAGUGAGGCCAAAAUGGACAGGCCAGAGCAGGAAUCCGUGCAGCCUCCUGGCCCAGGCCAUGGGCCACUUGGGAGCCCAGCCGGCCUGGGAGCCUCACCACAGACCAAGGGAAAGCACAGGAAGAACCGGAACAAGAUGGAAAAAUCUACCACCUCUCUGGAUGAUGUGUUCCUGCCCAAGGAUGUUGAUGGAGUAGAGAUGGAUGAGACGGACCGGGAGGUGGAAUACUUCAAGAGGUUCUGCCUGGAUUCUGCAAAGCAGACUCGUCAAAAAGUGGCUGUGAACUGGACCAACUUCACCCUCAAGAAGAUCACUUCCAGCGCAGCUCAGUGAGAUUCUCUCUUUUCUACCCUGGGAUGAGCACUGGAAGUUCCUAGAGCUGUAUUCCUAAUUUCACCAUCAGUGGUGGGGUGAGGAGCCUUUACAGAGUGCAGCAAGAAUCUUGAGUAUCCUUUGAGUGAGUCUGGCCACUUUUCCAUUUAGAGGACUUAGUCUGUCCACAGACUCCUGAGCGUCCCUCUGGGCAAUCAGAAUUGUUCCCUACACACUUGAGCCAAUCCAGGAUGUGGAAGGUUAAAGGGGAUCGAGUUUCCGCAGACAGAACAAAUACCUGUAGUCUACAGGGAGAGCCCUUCCUCAGGAUAGACAUGUACUCGCUGAUGAGACUCAGUCCUUUAUGAAAUUCUUCACUUUUACAAAUUUCUCCUUCCCUUCUUUCCCCUGUUCCCCAAGUUCCCUUCUAGGAGGGAAUCAGGUAGGCAAGAUUAAGGAAUAGACAGGAGCAUAAAGAACACAGGCUCAGAAUUACUGCUCUGGCUUUUCUCCUGGUUUUCUUGUAACUCUUACCCAUAGGCUUAUGGGAGCUAGUACCAUGUGCCCCAAUCUUCUCUUGUGUUCCUUCCCCAAUCUUGGUCCUUUUCCCUUGGAUCUGUGGAGCCAACAUUCCCAACCAGCCUUUUCUGGGCUAGUUGGCUGAGUGGCCUGAAACUGGAAGGCAAGUUCCCUUUCCUUUUCCCCUUCCUCCUCUCACUUAGGUAUGGAGAGCUGAGCAGCCAAGGUUGUUAAUACCAGGUGCUUAUACUUAUCUGGAAAUGUCUGGGAAUGGGAAGCUGGAGAAACAGGGGUCAAUGUAAUAGAGAUCGAAACACCUGUGUGGAGCAGCAAAAUUUCAGGGCCUUGGAGCUCCAUAGCCAGAGGUCAUGUAGCUGCUGGGGCCGGCCACCUCAGAGGGAGAAUUGCUGGGUUCCUUCUUCCAUCAGAGAAGACAGAAGCCUGGCAUUCAGCAUGAUGUGCUGGUUCUGCCACAACCAGGGGGAGCAGAAUUUAGUGGUGGUAGUGCCCUCUUGCCCUAAGGAGGACUAGCUCUUGUAGCAAAAAGGACCCUUUAUACGCACCCACUUUCCUUGAGGCCUAGAAUACCUUUUGAAUGAACCCACUAUAAUCUGUCCUGUCCAUUUCCUCCCAGGCAUGUGUUCUCCCUCCUGUGAUUGGGGAAGUGGGGAUGGGGAUUGAAGGCAAUCCAGAUAUCCUGAUGAAUGUUUUUGAUUUCUUUUUGUAACCCAAGGAGCGGAAAUGGCAGGCAGGCCUGCUCCUGUUGCCAUGGUGAUCACGGGGUGGAGGUGGGGGUAGUGAGGGGAUUGGAACCAUUCCUGAUGUAUGUUAAAAGCCUGAACUAUGGAACAGGAAGAGAAGCUGGUUGUGUUAUCACCCUCUUUUUUCCCCAGCCCCUGCCUGGUCCACACUGAACUAUUCUUCUCCAGGAUGGUCGUAGCUCUUGGGUAUUGGCUGAAUGUCUGGAGAGAAAAUACUCUCCCUCCCCUCUCCUGCCCUCACGGUGGCUCUGUCAUUCAUACCUGUCCACUUGCCACUUGACCACCUAAGAACCCCUCUUCCCGGAUGAACCAAAACCUGGAUUGACACUGAGCUGUGAUGGAAACAAACUCUGGAUCUUCGAAAAGCCGAUUUCUGGUGCUAGCCAGCCUCCGUACUUGGAGCCCGGACUGGGACGGGCUGCUCCCCCAGGGCACUGUGGGGCGAAGGAGCUGGUGGAAUUGCCUGCCCAGCGCUUCUCUCUGUGUUUGGUUUUUUUUUUAUUCUUUACUUUUGAUACUGUGAAGAUCUUUCAUGCUGAAAGAUUAAAUGACAU
This is a messenger RNA of Trichosurus vulpecula (common brushtail), 4792 nucleotides long. It is a transcript of the gene FAM193B, whose product is annotated as family with sequence similarity 193 member B. Gene Ontology annotation, cellular component: cytoplasm; nucleus. The record is from RefSeq and is a predicted model, not a curated record. The transcript is spliced from 12 exons. Lineage: Eukaryota; Metazoa; Chordata; Mammalia; Diprotodontia; Phalangeridae. The coding region runs from base 655 to 2979 and encodes 774 amino acids.